Molecule: messenger RNA, 1581 nt
Organism: Planococcus citri (citrus mealybug)
Lineage: Eukaryota; Metazoa; Arthropoda; Insecta; Hemiptera; Pseudococcidae
Exons: 4
Coding region: 112-1359 (415 amino acids)
Biological process (GO): sensory perception of smell; detection of chemical stimulus involved in sensory perception of smell
Cellular component (GO): plasma membrane
Molecular function (GO): odorant binding; olfactory receptor activity
Source: RefSeq, a predicted model, not a curated record
AAAACAAUACUUAUACGUCGUAUAACUCGCUCAGUUCUAAUUUCGUCAGUAACAAACUCGGAUCCAAUUCGGUAGUGUCAGACAACAGUAGUUAUUGAAAACUUUAACAAAAUGGAAGUGAUCAGAGAUAUUAAAAAAGUGAUCAAUCAAGCACUCGGAAAAGAGAAUAUGUUCGGAUUCAAGACAACAUUAGCUAAUCAGAUGUAUUUAAUGUACUGCAUCAUCGGUAACGUAUAUUACAUCGAUAAAAUACACAAAAAAACCAAACUUGCAUGGUUCUGGAUUGUUUACAUAGCAUGUUUACCAGUUGUCGUUUCCAUAUUAAUGUACAUAGCUUAUGGUAGACAAACCGGUGACUUGGUGUUGCUGAUUUACACGACAUUUUUAUUCAUGGUGGGUUCAUUGGAAUUAUUUGUGAAACCUGCAAUCGCAGUGUUUUGGUAUGGAAGCAACAUACAUCAAAUGAUUUUGAUAGCUGAUAAAAUAUUGUCGACAACAUCAUCAACCACGCAUGCAUCCAAUAAAUAUCUGGAUGCAAAAAAAAUUAUAAGGAAUAUAUUAAUCGCAGUUACAAUAACAAUUGUAGCAUACGUAUCAGUCACUUUUAUGGAUGUGAUAUUUUUUUAUCAAGAAGAAAAAGUCAAAAAUAACAUGUAUUACUUAGCACCACUUUCUGGACUUGAACAGUUUGCGUCAUUUAAAUUUUAUGUAAUUUAUCACUUCAUUUUUUACGGCACAACGUGCGGUUUUUUGAUCAUUGUCGUAGUGCAUCUAGUUUUUUCCGUGCCUUGGGCGGUAACGUGUCAUAAUGAGGCGCAACGCAUAAUCAACGAGUUGAAUUCGUUAAGUGAAGAUAUUGACAUCAAUAUCGACACUUAUAAAAGUAUCGAAGCAAAAUUCAGAUACGUGAUGAGAAAAUGCAUACACGAUAUAAACAAUCUCAACAGAUUAAUUUCAACGUACAGAGGCUUUAUUGAAAUGACCGCCAGUCUCACCCUUCCCAUUUUACUGUACAUUGAAGUUACCCACGCUUUGAUCGCUGUAUCGCCAGGUUUCCCAUUCGUAAUCAGAUUGAGGGAAGUUUUCGUUUUCCUCAUCUGGAUUCAAGAAGUCUACAUAACAUGUUGGAUUGGGGCUAUGUUGGAACAAAUUGCAACAGACUUAUCAUUCGCUGUAUAUUCUACACCAUGGUAUUGGUUGAAAAACAUUCGUAAAGACGUUUACAUACUUCUAUGCCAAUCACAAACACCAAUCAAUCCACGAGCUUUGAAUGUUUAUCCACUCACAUUGGCAACAUUUCUGCGAUUUUGCAACGUUAUCAAUUCCGCAGUGAAUGUUUUUCUGGCAUACACACAAUAAUAGUUGAUAUCCGAGGGAACUGCAAAAGAAGUUCACGAAGCAUUGGAGAAGAUAUUAAAGAACUUCAUUAAGAAGCCGUGGUCUAGAAUUUUUGGUCUCAUCUAUUUCAAUGAUAGCUAUACUUUUAAAAAAAAUAUGAACUUGCAAGUAGAAUUACAAAAACACAAACUUAAAUAAUUUUUCCGUUUACAUUGUGCAAUAAAAUCAUAAAUCACAGUUUAA